AGGUGUAACAGGCUAUUCUUCUUCUACAAAUUCUCGGCCUAUUAGAUGGUGACAUUAAGAUGGUCUAGACACUUGAAAGACGAUCAGUUGAUAGGUACCUAAGAUACCUGUUGAUAAGUCUCUGCUGUUAUAGCGGUUGGAUAGUUGGUUGGAUAGUUGGAACGUGCCCUGUAUCUGAGACGCUAAGUCGCUAGUUGCCCUACCUAAGUCUAAGUGCCUAAGCACUUGCCAAUUAACGAACGGUAAUUUGAUUCGCUAGGUACCUAAAAUAACCACUUUAGGCUGGAACUACGAUAAACAGCAACGGCUUACGUUUGGAUUGUGGACUGUGGACUUUGGAGAUUUGCAGUAGAACGUCGCAACUUCUAAACGUCUUUAAACGUCUCUCCAAUCACCUUUUUUUUUUCGGGUCUGUCGGCGAUUGAUGUUGUCACCGUGUCAGAUAUUCAAUCUUCACGAAUGAUUUCAUAAUGACUCCCACAGAGCCUUCGCAGCAGUUAAAUGCUGGUGCGAAGAAAAAGAAUAACAAAAAGAAGAAGAAUGCAGCAAAGCCCAAACCGCUCGAGGACGGAGUUAAAGCCAUAGAUAUAAAUCAGGAUGGAGAGCGUCCCGAAGAAGACGGUAACGAAUCCGACGAGCCAGACACACCCGCAGCAGAAAUUACACCAAAACAAUCUACAAAUGGCCAUGCCACAUCACCUACAACCAAUGGACAUCCUGCUCGCGAAUCAGCCACGAAUGAUACAACCGAAUCCACAGACACAAGCGCCAGGCUAGACGCCAUAACGCAAGAGCGUGAAGCUCUAAGAGCAGAAGUAGAACAACUUCGAAAACAGCUCGAAAACAUACAAGAAACGCAUGCCCAAGAGACCGCUCAACUCAAAUCAGAUUUAGAAGAAUCUGAAGCCGCCAAGGAGCAGGUUGAGGAGCAAUAUCAAACCCUCGUAGACAGGGUCGAGAAGAUUAAAGAAAACGUCGGCAACAGACUAGCGAGAGGAAAGGAAGAAUUGGAAGAAGCAAAUCAACGCAUCGAAGAGUUAGAAGCGCAAAAUGAGGAGCUUCAAAACGGCGCACAAGGUUACCAAGAUGAGAUCGAAAAGCUCAAGACCGAACUGCAAGAUGCGACGAGAGAACUGUCUAGUCUUCGAAGCAGAAACAACCUCUCCCAACAUAACUCAUUGAAGGAGAAGGAAGAUCUGACGCGACAGAUACAACACUUAAGGGAAGAAGCAGAAGCGGCUAAGGAUGCGAUGGGCGACUGGGAAGUGUUGGCUAUGGAAGAACGAUCAAUUAGGGAGAGCUUAUCCGAAAAAGCAGCUGCUCUAGAAGAACAACUAUCUACCAUGAGAGAAAGCUAUGAGCGAAUCAUAGCCGAGAGAGAUACCCAGUCUCAAGCUGUUGACAGUCUCCAGAGGGCACUCCAAGAGAUUCAGGAGGCCCGCAAAAAGGAGCUGCGUGAAAUGGUUGAGACAUCAGAAGAGCAGCUCCAGGCGCUCAAGAAGAUCGUUCAAGAGGCGGACACAAGAGCAACCGAAGCCGAAAAAGUUAAGGAAUCGUUACAGAAGGAACUGGAGCGAACUGCGCCCUUCGAGAAAGAGGUUAAGGAGAAAAACCUCCUCAUCGGCAAGCUAAGACAUGAAGCCAUCGUCCUUAACGAUCACCUAACGAAAGCUCUUCGAUACCUCAAGAAGACCAAACCUGAGGAUAGCAUCGAUAGGCAAAUUGUCACGAACCACUUCCUUCAGUUCCUUGCCCUUGAUCGUUCUGAUCCCAAGAAGUUCCAGAUCCUCCAGAUCAUCGCCGGGCUCUUGAAUUGGACAGACGAACAGAGGGAACAGGCGGGGCUCGCGCGGCCGGGAACUUCUACUAACAGUCUCCGCCUCCCCAGCUCUCCGUUCCACAGAACACCUAGUACGCCGUCUCUAAGCGCGGAAUUUUUCUCAGAUACAACGCCAACCUCGGCCAGCAAAGAGUCCCUUGCCGAUUUAUGGGCCGGGUUCUUAGAACGGAGCGUGGAAGAGGCUUCGCAGACGGGAUCGAGGAAGGGCAGCAUGUCGAGCGCAGCCGGCACGCCGAGAACAGACGCCCGAGGUACUUAAUUAGGUAGUAAAUACUACUUUGCUACCCGUGUAUCUGCGUUAUAAUGCAUUUUUCUUUUCUUUCUGUUUCGACUGCGGCUAGCUUUUGAUAAAAGACAUGAUAGCAUACUAUGCAGCAUCUGAUGGCGUUUGUCGGGAUACGGUUCAAGGGGACAAGACAACCCUCAGUGUUAUUAGUUCCUAGGAGGACGGAUAGGAUAGACUAUUCAAAUGAAUAAUCUGGAUCUUAUUAGCCAUCAGCUACACACCUUUGUAUAGUUACGGCCAACUUUUGGUUUUUCUUCUACUAAACGAGUGAUGCCUCCUUAUUGUAGGUUUACCUUCCGCUUACUUGCAGGUUUUCUAAGUAAUUCUGAAGAGACGUCCUAGUCUAGGAGAGUUCGACUUGAAUCGAGAUACACAUGUCUAGACAUUCACGUAACAAUACUACUAAACUGAAGGUUCAAGUCUUCGGUAAAAACAAGCUCAACUCCAUAUGAUAUCUAAACACGACGCUAUCUGCACACACGGCACCAUCUAAUAACAACAAAG
Messenger RNA from Daldinia caldariorum, 2630 nucleotides. RefSeq lists its product as uncharacterized. Lineage: Eukaryota; Fungi; Ascomycota; Sordariomycetes; Xylariales; Hypoxylaceae. The record is from RefSeq and is a predicted model, not a curated record. Gene Ontology annotation, molecular function: small GTPase binding. The transcript is spliced from 5 exons. The coding region runs from base 471 to 2099 and encodes 542 amino acids. Gene Ontology annotation, cellular component: Golgi apparatus. Gene Ontology annotation, biological process: endoplasmic reticulum to Golgi vesicle-mediated transport; Golgi organization.